GUUAAAAAAUACUCCUUUGGCCGCCUUCCCAUGAACAAGAACAGCACUGCAAACAAACUGAACGACAACACAUUCAACAACGUCCUCUUCAACAGUGUCAAGAACAAUAAGAAAACCAAACUGGUACAUGGGGAGAAUCGUGGACAGCCACGGGAUCCACCUGACUCCCGUACUGUUAAUCCCAUUAACAGGAAGAUUAAAAGGAACUCGAAUGGAAUUCAUGCCCAUCACCCAUUUCCUAACAGCGGCUUGCUAGCCCAACGGCACAGAUCUGCUGACCAUUUACCUGACAAUAAAGUAGAAGAGUUCCCACACCUGUCUCGCCGUGCCCUUCAUUUGACCCCUCGUCACUUGUUGCCCGACCUUGGCACCCCUCACUCUAACAGGAAAGGUUCUGGCCAACGGGAGAAUAAUUCUCUCCGUGAUGAGAGCAACACCAACUUGAGUAGGAAAGCGCCAGUUACGGCCUACAUGUCAGCAGAUAAUCUUGCUAACGGAAGCAGACAUGGCAUCGGUAGCCAUCUGCAAGGGUUCAAGUCCGUGGAGCACCUCCAGUCAGUGGCAGUCUCUGAAACAAGCAAGACUCAUGACCAGCAGACACCGAGCAAAUUCCGCGUGAGAAAAAUUAUUAAGAAAUUCAACCAGAAUUCUGAGGAAAUGCAUCGUCAGCCUUUAACAGAAGUGAAGAAAAUGAAUCCAGGCCAGCGGGGUAUACUUGAGCCCAGUCGCUACCACAACCACAAUAAUAACCAACCCUUUAGCUAUACAGGCAAAACACCCCUGGCGUCCGUGCAGGCAGUGAGGAGGCUCUCCCCGUCCCGAAUUACCGGUCACCAUACCCCGACCCAUGAAGCUCCUAUCUAUGCUCAGGUCAACAAGAAAAAAGGGCACCCACCCCAUGCAAGCUGCUGGAGUAAAACAGAUAAAAACUGUGACAGCUUGCACCAGGGAAGAGAGUACUCUGCCAAGAUCAUCAUUACUGAAGACGACCAUGAAAAUCAUUUUUCCUCUUACUACCACCCCUACGACGACCCUCUCCUUAACCAGCCUCGAAGAAACCAGUAUCAGGACGACAACAACUGCGACACCUGUGAGACCUACCAGACUCCAGAGGACAAUGUGAGGCGUCUGAUCCACGACAAACGGGAGGAGUGCAAAGAACACUCUGGCAAUGAUAUUAAGAUGUCAACAGUAUCUGUGCAGACAGAAGUGCUGCCCAUAGCUCAAACCCAAACACAACUAUGUGACCGCAAGAACCCUGCGAUAAUGCCCACACUACACUCCACCCACAACAAAAUGACCAUUCAAAAGCAAACAUUAAGGCAACAGAAGCAGCAGCAAUCCAGUAACCGUCAGUCAAAAACGCAGAACCAAUUCCAGAACCAGGAGCAGAAGCGAGGUCACAAAGUUAGCUACAAUAACUUGACCUCCACCACUCUCGUACGUCAGGUUAACCACGAUUUAGGAAAAAUCAAUCAUUCUCCUCCAGCGCCAGGAAUUUCCAGUUCCAACCAACAAAGCCAGGAUACAGUACCACUUCCUUCUGACACUUCCAACUCCAGGGAAGAGUGCUGGGGAAGUAUGAUUAACCCACUGGCCCAGAUCAAGGACCAGAUGACGCAGUGUGAGAAUCUGCAAGAGGAAGAGAUUACAGAACUGACUCGAUGGAGAGGACCACAACUCCAAAAGAACACCACUAUGCCCUGCCAAGCUGAAGAGAUGACGCCUCGGGCACUCAACGAGGUGGAUUCUCUUAGUCCCGUCAUGGAGGUUACAAACAAGAAAUCUCCUGUGGUCUCCAACAAGGAACGGUCGACUACCACUUCAGUGAUCUCCAGCCAAAGGCUUCGGCAUACAGAGACCAUAACAGAGCAUCAACACACCCCCAGCAAAUCCGUUACUGAGCAGUACAUACCUCGCAAACCUGUCAUGGGUCACCAAGAUGAUGAACCUGACAAGACCAGUCUCUCAAAGUCACAGAAUCAAGACAAGAACAAUACCUUCCCUGAGGAAACACCUGAACAUACAGACCAUCUCACUUUGAAGAAUAAGAACAGCAAAUUAGAGAACAAAAAGAACAACCUGAAGAAGGAACAGGUCAGCAAAACAGCCACUAAACAAAAAGAAAAGAGGAAAAAAAUAAAAAUCAGUUUAUUAUUCGACCCUCGGCUGAAGAAUGAACCUGAUGUGGAUCCACUAGCCAACUUUACGGAAUUCCACGGGGCGUCUUCCGACGAGGAGGCAUCGCCGCUCGAUGCGACGCCACAAAAGGUGAAGCAUGGCCAGUUGAACACAACUUGUGAGAGAUCCUACAGCUCCUACAAAAAGAAGUGUCGUGAUUCCAGGAACUCCUGGGAUUCUCACGACAACUGCAGACACUCAUGUGGCAACCAGUAUCCCAGGGACGACUCGCCCAUUGAUCAGUGUAAUUAUGGCAACUGUGAUGACGAAUCAGUAGACAAAGGGGAUGGCCAUAGGUCACCAAACAGCAUGCCAGGUCGUAGUCUGAGCGACAAGUAUCGAACGGGACUCUUGUAUGAUCCUUCUGGAGACCACUAUCAGGACCAUCACCACCACCACAAGCACCACCAUCAGGACCAUCACCACCAGGAUGACCACCAUCAAAACGACCCCCACAAGUACAUCAAUCUUCCACAGCCCCAACUUCAGGCAGCCUCUGAGGACAAUGAGAAGAAACUAAAGAAUGUGAAACAGAGGAAAAAAUCCAUGCCGUUUCUCAUCAGUGAUGGUGAGAAAUUCUCCAACACCAAGUGCAUGAUCUCCACCACUAAGUCUUCCACCAACACCAACACUUCCAACGUAAAUACCAACAAGAACAAGUGCAGAAACCAAUCCCCCUUGAGGAAGCUCGUGAAAGGGCAGACAUCUUCCCAGCUCACCCCAGCAUCCCAGCUCACCCCAGCAUCCCAGCUCACCCCAGCAUCCCAGCUCACCCCAGCAUCCCAGGUCACUCCAGCAUCCCAGGUCACAUCUGAUAUGGCCAAACGUAAGGGCCAGUCAACGAAGUUCACUAGAGAGCGGCAACGUCAGCGGGAGCAGCAGCAGAAACUGUUGCAGGAACAGAAGAAACAGAAGCAGAAGGGAAAAGAGAUGGGAUUGGAGCCUCCUUGGCACAUAUCCACAGUGAGCCGGGAAGAGGUGCAGGAGAGGAGGGGCAGUGCCGGUGAUGUUGUCAGGGAAGAACAAGGCAGUUCCACUGUUCAGCAGCCCACCAGGAAGUGUUCUGCAGAAUCUUCUGCUUCCUCGGGUGGCACUUCCCCGUCGGCGCAAGUGGCACAAACUGCCAGCCUCAAACACCGCUACUUUGGUGACACCGACACCGAGAGUAACCAUUGCAGGACGAGUGUUGUCGACUACCACAGCCUGCCGAACCGCUCAAGCAGGUCUGCCAUCAAGUGUGUGGGAAGGGACCGCAGAUCCGCCAGCAGCCCACGGAGCGUUUCACCCCUGGUAGUGGGAAUUUCUGGAGGCUCCUUGCAGAAUAGUGAGAAUGAAGUGGAUGGCCAGGGAGGGUCACAGUCUUCACGUACCUCAAAGGCCUCAAAGGUAUCAACGGGUACCAACAGAUCUGUGUAUCUCCAUGCUACAACCAUUGCUGAUAUCCCAGUGAGCCGUGCCACUGGUGAACAAAGUUCCAGUCGCCAGGCAAAAAAGGUGUCGAGAUCCUUCUCGCUGCUCGCACCCUGGAAACUGCGACACUACCGUGAGAAGGUUGAUGGCGACAACAGGGAGUUGAAGAUUUCCCGCAGUCCAGACAACAACACAAGCAAGGGCUCUCUUCCCCCCCGACCCCCAAGAAAACUCGUUCAUGACCAAAAUGUCAAGAAAGUCAGUCGCUCACAGAGUGUCUACAAAGAUUCACGUCUCUCCACCUGGCUCCGACGGCACAAAAACAAAGAAGCUAAGGGGAUCUGAUAACGCCAGCUGUAGAAGGAGAAAAACUUGCUAUAGCAGUAACAAUAAAAAGACAGAAUGUGGACAUAGUUACAACUUAAACAAAAAUUCCAUGCAAACUGUUGGUACACGGCGAUCACAAGACCACCAUGUUAUUUCUCGGUCUUAACCACCAUCUCUCCGAUACUCAGCCACUAAUUCUCUCUCUCAUCGCUUCCUUCCCUGUGUCACAACUCGAAUUAGCACCCCCUAUAAGCCUUCUCCCAUUCUUACUCAUCUUGUUGUGGCCCGGUGGUCUGGUGGCUAAAGCUCCCGCUUCACACACGGAGGGCCCGGGUUCGAUUCCCGGCGGGUGGAAAUUCCGACACGUUUCCUUACACCUAUUGUCCUGUUCACCUAGCAGCAAAUAGGUACCUGGGUGUUAGUCGACUGGUGUGGGUCGCAUCCUGGGGGACAAGAUUAAGGACCCCAAUGGAAAUAAGUUAGACAGUCCUCGAUGACGCACUGACUUUCUUGGGUUAUCCUGGGUGGCUAACCCUCCGGGGUUAAAAAUCCGAACAAAAUCUUAUCUUAUCUUAUCUCACUUUCCGAUUGACUCACCCGCGCCGCCUCCCUUGUGUGUAUCAGCUCGAGUAACCUGAACUAACAUAUAUUGCAAGAAAAAUGGUUAAAUCUUAAUUUUUAAAAGGGUGGAAUGGUAAGCCAGUAGAAGGCCUCGGUAAAAUGACCAAAGGCUCCAGUGGUAAACUAGUGGAUGACCUCGGUCAGAUGUCCGAAAGUUCCAGUGGUGGGUUAGUGGAAGGCCUCGGUCAGAUGACCAAAAUCUCCAGUAGUGGGUCAUCAUGUGACUAAGACCAGUUUCAUGAAACACUUGUCCUCUUUCCUGAUGAAUCUUACGUAACCAGCCACUAUUGCCAGUAAGUAUAUCCAUAUCAAGUAACUGGCUAAAUAACAUCACAGGAUCCACAAAAGAUGACGUUGGGUGAGUACGUGACUUAAAUCAAUACUUCUGAAGAAUAUUAAUCUUUCCAAGAGUUCCAAAUUAAUUAUAAUUGUGGUAUUUAACCAAAAGAAAAACAAAAAUGGCCGCUAGAACGAGUCUUAGUAAUAUGAUGGCAAUUUUAAUGGCGCUUUGGGUCAGAUUUCCAAAACUUCCAUUGGCUUUCGAAAUCACCCAAAAAAUAAUUGUCUGUUUACGUAUGCAUACGUGUGUGUGUGUGUGUGUGUGUGUGUGUGUGUGUGUGUGUGUGUGUGUGUGUGUGUGUGUAGACAUGGCUAGUAUAAGCAGCCUUUCAUUACAACUCGCGUUUCUUCAUCUCUGAAAGCUGGAAAUAAAUGGUAUAAAAUACCAACACAAUGGAAAUAUAAACACAUAUGCAGUAUAAUGUGAUCCUUUAUUGACUACGUUUCGCCCACAUAGUGGGCUUUUUCAAGUCACAAACAGAACUACCUGG
Molecule: messenger RNA, 5369 nt
Organism: Cherax quadricarinatus
Lineage: Eukaryota; Metazoa; Arthropoda; Malacostraca; Decapoda; Parastacidae
Source: RefSeq, a predicted model, not a curated record